AAUAAAUUUGAACUGUUCUCACCUGUAUUGAGCUAACUUUAUUGAGGUACUUUAUACAAGAAGCAACACAUUUGUGAGCUACACGAAGUCCAAGGAAAGAUGCCAUUGUUAUCACCAGGCUUUGCGAAAUUUGCAAAAUUAGUGAUAGUUUUUCUAAACUUCAUUUUGUUGUUAUUGGCCAUUGGACUAAUAGUGGUAUCUGGUGUUCUGUACAGAUCUGGUGAUAUUGCAUCCGAUAACAAAGUUAUCGUCCUGUUUGACCAGUUGACGAUAUCGUACGAGAUUACAGUGGGGUCAGUCAUUACCAGGAUAGUUAUAGGAAUACUGGUUGUGGGUAUCAUACUGCUCUUGGUAACUUUGUUUGGUUUCUUAGGAAUAUUUUACAGAUCUGUACCAGUAUUGGCUUUGUUUGGUAUUCUAGUGAUAAUGAUAUGUGGUUUUCAGAUCUUUGUAAUUUAUCUCUGGUUUAAGCUGAGGGACGAGGUUACUUAUACAGUUAAAAGCAAAAUGUUAUCUCUUUUGAGCCAAUACGAAGGGAAUACUAGUUCCAAGUCUAUCACACAAGCAUGGAAUAAUCUUUUCCUAUGGUUUGAUUGCUGUGGUGUGAAUCCUGUUACAGAAGUAGACGAUUUUCGUGGAACAGCGUGGAACACGACAAGAGGUGCGGAUAAAGUCCCCGGAUACUGCUGUAAGGAAGCACUAAAAAAUACUGCUGUUAGUUUAUCUGGGGCAACGUGCACUGUAAAUCCAACGUUAGAAAAUGCUUGGAUUGACAAGGGAUGCUACACAGCUGUUUCUGAUUAUCUGAAGAGCUACAGUGACGGAUUUCUUUCCUGUUCAUUUAUCAUCUUAUUCAUUGGGAUUUUUGUUGCAUUCUUGGCGUUUUUGUUCGCCUUUCACGAAAGAGGAAUGAGACGAAAACUGAAAAAUGCGACAAGGAGUGAAAAAGAACCAAUCGGAGCCUAUAUACCCGAGAGUAAUUGUAAUUGUGCUCCUUGUCAUGUUCAUGAUGUCUCACACAGAUGUACCUGUCCUCCGGUACAGCUUCCGAUGUGGUAUCCUCCAUAUAGUGGAUAUAUUCCUGCUCAAUCCGGAUAUUUUCCUGCUAGCUCUGUAAAUAUUCCACCUGUUUCCGGACAUUUAGCAAGAUGUGUACAAAGAUGGGAAAACCCUCCCACAUAUAGAUUCGAUCCUCGUUCUGUUCCUUCUGUACGAUUCCCACAACGUAAUUACACAGGUCAAGCAAGGAACGACUCCUAUUUGCAACCAACGAGCAAUUUUGCAGUCGACCCCCAAAUCUGGAAUCCGUACUAUUCUUACUACCCGUAUCCAUAUUUCUCUUAUGAUGAUAUGACUGACAAGCAAAGGAAAAAACGUCCAAAAGACUAUACCUAUUACUGGAACCCUUCUGAUGAUGCCCGUGAUCAGCUAUCGAUGAUACCCAGAAGAAAUAUAUAAAAUGAAGAACAGAUAUUCAGUGCUGUUAGAUGACAUUAAUUAAUAAAAGAAUAACUUUC
This is a messenger RNA of Mytilus californianus (California mussel), 1517 nucleotides long. RefSeq lists its product as uncharacterized. The record is from RefSeq and is a predicted model, not a curated record. Lineage: Eukaryota; Metazoa; Mollusca; Bivalvia; Mytilida; Mytilidae. The coding region runs from base 100 to 1458 and encodes 452 amino acids. The transcript is spliced from 8 exons. Gene Ontology annotation, cellular component: membrane.